This is a messenger RNA of Arctia plantaginis, 3486 nucleotides long. The record is from the annotation of a GenBank genome assembly. NCBI's taxonomy places the organism in Eukaryota, Metazoa, Arthropoda, Insecta, Lepidoptera, Erebidae.
AUGGCCACCGCCGAGAUGAGCCUGCCUGACAAAAAGCCUGAACACGAAUCGGGUUAUUACGAAGGCAGCGAUCAGGAGGGCAGUAUGGAGUGCGGGUGCCCUUCACCUGUGAGUUCACGGAACUCCUCGCAUUCAACCAAGUUAAAGCGUCGUCACAGCGGUCAGAAGCAUAAGAAGUCCCCUUGUAAGAAGCCCAAAACUGAUGCUCCCAUAAAUGGGCACUGUAGUUUAAGUAACAAUGGACUUAUGGACAAGAGUGUAGAAAUAGUGGAAUGCUCUAGUGUAUCAUCAGUGAAGGACUAUAAAAAGCCAGAGGAGCUUCCGCCAGUUCCAGGCCCUAGCUAUAAGCGGAGCAGCUCUGUGGAGCUUAUCGGAGGCACUGUGCCUGCUCCUGCUCGGGACUCGGUUGACUGGAAUUUGGUGGAUGCUAGUAAAAUAAGGAAAAGAUGCAAAGUUAAUCUAAACGGCGCAUCCAAAGUGGACAUAUCACAUUUUGACUUGCUCAAAGUGCUUGGAACUGGUGCUUACGGCAAAGUAUUUCUAGUUAGGAAAAGAUGUGGUGUCGACGAAGGAAAGUUGUAUGCUAUGAAGGUGUUGAAAAAAGCAUCAAUAGUGCAAAAACUUAAGACUGCGGAGCACACAAGGACUGAAAGACAAGUCCUAGAGGCAGUAAGGGCGUGCCCCUUCUUGGUGACGCUACACUAUGCUUUCCAGACUGACGCGAAAUUACAUCUUAUUCUUGAUUACGUCGCUGGCGGAGAACUGUUCACCCAUCUGUACCAGCGGGAACAUUUCAAUGAAAAUGAAGUCCGGAUAUACAUUGCUGAAAUUAUACUUGCUCUUGAGCAACUGCAUAAGCUCGGUAUAAUUUACCGCGACAUAAAACUGGAGAACAUACUUCUGGACUCGGAAGGACACAUUGUGCUGACGGACUUUGGUCUCUCCAAGGAGUUCUGCGGAGGGGAGAGCAGGGCUUACAGCUUCUGCGGUACUAUCGAGUACAUGGCGCCAGAGGUCGUCAGGAGUGGCAGCCAGGGGCAUGAUAUUGCUGUUGACUGGUGGUCAGUCGGAGUCCUCACCUACGAACUACUGACUGGAGCAUCGCCGUUCACCGUUGAAGGAGAGAAAAACACACAGCAGGAGAUCACAAAACGCAUCGUGAGGUGCAGUUAUCCUGUACCUCCAGAUGUCAGUCCAGAAGUUCAAGACUUCAUUAGAAAAUUGUUGGUGAAGGACCCUCGCCGCAGGCUCGGAGGUGGCGAAGGCGACGCAGACGAGCUUAAGAGACACCCAUUCUUCCAGGAUCUCGACUGGGAGGCAGUUUCUCGGCGCGAGAUUCGCGCGCCCUUUGCGCCUGCGCUGUCGCACGCGGCCGACACGUGUAACUUCGCUGAUGAGUUUACGCGGAUGCCGCCCACCGACUCACCCGCACAAGCUCCGAAGCACCAUGACAAGCUCUUCCUUGGCUACUCUUACGUGGCUCCCAGCAUCCUGUUCUCUGAGAACGUCAUAUCAGAUCAGAUUUGGAUGCAAGCCGCGGGACAGAAACCUGACAAGCUCAAAGGAUGGGUGGCUAAAGACUCUCCUUUUUUCCAAAAGUAUUCAGUUGAAUUAAGCACUCCGCUGCUAGGAGAUGGUUCCUACUCUGUAUGCAGGAAAUGCAUACAUCGGCAGACUGGCAAAGAAUAUGCUGUUAAGAUAAUAUCGACACAGAAAAAAGACAUAAAACAAGAAAUAGAGUUGUUAAAGGCAUGUCAAGGAUGCCCCUAUAUAAUUACUCUUCACGAAGUGUUUCACGAUUCCGCGUUCACGUACAUCGUGACGGAGCUGGCGGCGGGCGGCGAGCUGUCGGCGCAGCUGGGCGAGCGCGCGCUGGACGAGCGCGUGGCGCGCCGCCUGCUGGCGCAGCUCUGCGUGGCGCUGCGACACAUGCACGAGCGCCGCGUCGUGCACAGAGACCUCAAGCCCGAGAACAUUCUGCUCACGAGCCAUCGCCUUAGCGAGGCGAAAGUCAAAGUAGUGGAUUUCGGAUUCGCGCGCCGAGCCCCCGACUGCUGCGAAGAACGGCCUCGAAUGAUGACUCCUUGCUUCAGUCUCCCGUACGCGGCUCCCGAGGUGGUGUCGCGCGCGCGCAGUGCGGCGGCGCCGGGCUACGGCCCGCAGUGCGACCUGUGGAGCCUCGGCGUUGUCUACUACUACAUGUUAUCCGGUAAAGCACCCUUCCAGCCUACAUCAAAAAAGGAACCGAUAACGGUAUUCAUGGACAGGAUUAGAACAGGCUACUUCACUAUGGAAGGUCCAAUCUGGGACACCAUAUCAACGGAAAGCAAGCGCAUAGUGCACGGGCUGCUGGCCGUGGACCCGCUGCGCCGCUUCGGCACCGACGAACUCAUCGCCGCCCUGCGCGUCAACAUGGACGAGGUCACCAGCUUUAGACUGGCUGACAUGACCAAAGCCGACCUCUACAAACGCAGAUACAAAAACAAACAGCGUAAGUCGAGUACAUCCGAACCUGGCACCUCCACUUCUGAGGUAAUAGAACCAGAAGAAAUUAAAGACAUCUCGCUAUUAGAAACGAUAAAUAACCUUAAGAACCGAAUGAACAAAAACUCGAUAGAGAAUGACGUGGAACUUAUUAAAGCCAACACUGUCGACACACCAAUAGCAGAAUCGCCAGAACCGGCUUACACAGAAGAGGAUGACGAAAUACCUCCCAUAAAACCCGUAGAAAGAACUUACGCUAAACUUAGAUCCAAAUUAGACGACUUUGCGUACCUAGAAAGUAGUCAAGCCUUAGAAGGUACUAAAGUUCCGUACCCAAAAACUAGUCGGGCCAAAAAAUCCAAGUCACCUGUGCCAAGGAAACGCAGAAAAGUAGAACCGAGGCAAACUAAGAAGGAAGCUAACGGAGAAAGAGAACUGCGUAGUAAAGUAGAGAAUGAUAAUAGAGGAAAACAGACUGAGGCAGUCGUGAAACGCGUACUUAGAAGCAAAAGCGUGACUGAAAAAACUAGGGCGACUAAGGAAUCUAUAGAGAAUGAGAAGACAUCGGUGACUAGGGUCACCAGAAAGAGGAAAUUUGAGGAGACCACUAAACCUGUUCUCAGAGAAAAGGUGCAGAACGGUCGAUCCUCAGGGAAAAACAGCACCGAGCAAGAACCUACUGAACGUAAGAUAGUGAGAGCUAAAAAGACCAAGAUCGCUCCUCUCAAACUGGAAGUUGAGGACGUCCAAAACGUCAGGAUGACCAGGUCUAGGAGGAGGCGGUUGGAGAUCAGUCUCUCCCCGUCCGAGGUCAAGACCGUCGUACCCGCCUUCUCGUUCGAGUCGGAUCGCCGGGUCAAUUCGAUGGAGAGCACCCGCUCGGCGAAGUCAAACGCGAAUACCAAAGCUAAGCGCAAAGCCAAAGCGAAACCGACUGUGAAAGUCAGUAAAGCCAAGAAGAGCCAGGUCCGGAGUACCCGCGCACGCGCCAACCGCAGGUGA